AUGCAGGUCCUCGGCAGCUCAGCAGUCGCCACCGCAGGCUACUGCCUGCCAGCCCAGCCGUGCUGGCCCGUCCCCGACGCCUGGUCCUUCCUCAACUCGUCCCUCGUCGGCACCCUCAUCCGCCCCUACGGCCCUCUUCCCUGCGUGCCGCCUACCUGCACCGAUGCCCACUGGCGCAUCGAGCAGCCGGCGGGCCUCAUGUUCCUCAACUUUGAAGACGGCUACGGCCUCCUCCCCGACGAGGGCUUGCGCACCGCCACGUCGGCGCUCGUCGAGCCGCCAGCCAUGACCGCCGGCGACCGCACGCCCGCCUACGUCCUCCAGGCCCUGUCCGACUCGGACGUCGCGCACGGCGUCGCCUUUGCUCGAGAGCACCGCCUGCGCCUCCGCGUCAAGAACACGGGCCACGACUACCUCGGGCGGUCGAGCGACCCCGGGUCGUUCACGAUCUGGACCCACGCCUUGAACGAGACGCGGUUCGAGCCCGACUUUGUGCCGCACGGCGCGCCCGAGGGCACGCCACCGCACCGCGCGCUCGUCGUCGGCGCCGGGACCAUCGUCAAGGACCUGUACGAGGCGGCCGACAAGGCGGGCGUGCUCGUCGCGGGCGGCGUCAGCAAGACGGUCGGUGCAGGAGGAGGCUACGUUCUGGGAGGCGGUCAUGGUCCCUUGGCGCCUCAUCUCGGGCUUGCAGCCGACAACGUUCUCGAGUUCACCGCCGUCACGUCCAACGGCACGAUCGUGCACUGCUCGCCUUACGAGAACCCGUCGCUCUUCACCGCCUUGCGAGGCGGCGGUUCCGCCUUCGCCGUCCUCACCUCGGUCGCCUUCCGGGCACACGACGCGCCGUCGGGCUUCGUCGGCAUCUUUGGCUCGUUCGGCGUGCGUCCAGGCGCCAACACGACCGGCGACAGCGGCAAGGCGGCGUGGAGGAGGAUGGUGCGGCGGUGGGUCGACUUGCAGCCGGUGCUGAGCGACGCGGCGCCGUUCGCCGGCUACACCUACGUCCGUCGCCCGCUCGAGUCGCCGUUCGCCUACAUUCUGCCCUCGGCCAACGUCACGCUCGCCAAGGAGCUCUUCCGCCCCGUCUUCAAGGCCGCCAUGGACGACCCCGACCUCGACAUCCAGUUCCGCUACGUCGUCCGCAAGUCGUGGUACGACCUGUGGCACGGCUCUUUCACCGAGGCGCUCGAGUCGCUCGACGAGGUCGGCAUUCCGCUGCUGCUCGGCGGCAGGCUCGUCCCGCGAGACGUCGUCGAGCAGAAGUCGGACGAGCUCGCGACGUUCCUCGCCGAGUCGCCAAGCCCGGCCAUCGUGCACCUCGUCUCGGGUCGCGCAGUCUCGGUCGAGCCCGAGUUCCCUUCGUCCGUCAACCCGGCGUGGCGCAACACCCUCCUGCACAUCGACCUGCCCGUCUCGUGGCCCGCGUCGGCCCCUCUCUCGACGAUCCACCACCUCUCGACGUACCUCUCGUCGCACACGCUCGCCCUCGGCUCGAUCGCCUCGUCGCUCGGGCACCCGCCGGCGUCGUACGCCUCGGAGAGCGACUACUACGAGAAGGACUGGCAGGCGGUGUGGUACGGCGAGGACAACUACGCGAGGCUGCUCGAGGUCAAGAGGGAGUGGGAUCCAGAGGGGGUCUUCAGCGCGCGCAAGGCGGUCGGGAGCGAGAUCGUCGGCUGGUGA
Messenger RNA from Rhodotorula graminis WP1, 1686 nucleotides. RefSeq lists its product as uncharacterized. The transcript is spliced from 8 exons. The record is from RefSeq and is a predicted model, not a curated record. Gene Ontology annotation, molecular function: FAD binding; oxidoreductase activity. Bases 1 to 1686 code for a protein of 561 amino acids. Lineage: Eukaryota; Fungi; Basidiomycota; Microbotryomycetes; Sporidiobolales; Sporidiobolaceae.